This is a messenger RNA of Glycine soja, 534 nucleotides long. Its product is annotated as serine/threonine-protein phosphatase 7 long form homolog. The coding region runs from base 94 to 534 and encodes 146 amino acids. The transcript is spliced from 2 exons. Lineage: Eukaryota; Viridiplantae; Streptophyta; Magnoliopsida; Fabales; Fabaceae. The record is from RefSeq and is a predicted model, not a curated record.
CACAUGUUUGUCAUUUAAAAAAUUAGAUUUGAAUUAAAAAUAUUUAAUGAUGGAACAUGUUGACAAUGAUGAUUUCAUUUUUAUUGUAGGUGGAUGCGACGUGGAAAUCAACAUAUUGGUAAUGAUGAUCUUAGACUUUUCCGUCGCAAAUUGGAUCUGAUGAAACGACAUGAGUUUGUCUGGGAGCCAUACACAACAACUGUGAUGGCAGCGUUGCCUCCAAUUUGUGUGGUUGGAAGUGUAGCCUGGUUUGCGGUGGUGCCACUGAUUUGUUUCCAUGUUAUUGAGUGGCACCAACCCGAUAGAGUUUUACGACAAUUUGGAUUGCAACAACCUAUUCCCGGGUUUCCUUCGCAACCGCAGAAUCUCCAUGGCUUAACGCUCAAAGGCAAACAAGAUGAGAAUUGGUUCCACCUGUUGGCUCCAAUCAUUAGUCAGUGGAACAAUGCAGUUGAGUUUAGGGUCGAUGUUUAUCCUCGACAGGAGGGCUUACUGGGUUUUAACUCGGACUACAUGGUGUGGUUUAGGCGUUAA